CCGCCCGCCACUUUGCCAGUCCAGCCGAUCAGGACCCCGAUAUCCAGGUCCCCACUGUCACUGUGACUCCUGCCGACAUGGUUUCGCCAUUGCUGACCGAAACAAACUAUGUCCUUGAGCCCCAUCAGCCCCAGGAGGACAUCAACGAGCGAGCCCGAAAAGCCGGACGACCGCGUCUGGGCGCCGGGGCUGUUCUAUCGGAGGAUCGACGCAAACAAGUCCGUCGCGCGCAACGAACUUACCGUCUGAAGAAGGAGGCCACGCUGCAGCAGACCAAGCAGCGAGUCGUCGAUCUAGAAAAUAAGUUUGAGCGCGUCUCGUCGGCCUUUGCGGACCUGAUGCAGGGGCUGGAUCCUAGCGUCAAGAGCAGGAGUCCUGCGCUGGUGCGAAGGCUUGAUGCGAUCUACGCGUUGUUAGCUGAUGGAGAGGACGAGGCUGUUUCGAGAAGAGUCCCACAGAAUAGGAAUGCCAUGGAUGAGACUGGUUUCGAGACUCAGAGCUAUGCCCAGAGGCAGAGUGCAGAUCCAGCCUCGACAUCAGCAUCAACAUCAACAUCAACAUCCUCUCCCAACCCAAACCCUCACCACCACCAUCCCCCUCUUCCUCUCUCCAUCACAACCACCACCAUGUAUACCUCCUCACACCACGAAAAAACCCUCCCCCGCCACCUCCACCGCCUCAGCCUCGAACACGCCUUCCACCUCUUCAACGACCCGCGCACUCACCCGCUGAGAAUCUACCAAGUCUUCCGCCUCGUCCCCUGCAUCCAGGACAGAUCGAAAAUGGACCCUUAUUUCCGGCGUCUGGUCUCCGCCGGCGCCGACGAGGCGCUUGAGAUCCCCUCUUUACCAUUCUAUGGCAUCGGGGGCGCGGGGGCGCAUUAUCCUGCGCGUGAUGGGGAAGGGAGGCCCGUGUAUCCGGUGAAUUCGAGGAUGCCGAGACGGGUUCUGGGGGGUUUAUUUGUUGAUCGCUCGGCUUCGGAGAUGGGUGGCCGUGGUGGGGAACGGAAAAGGGAACGGUAUGCGGGCCAGAAAGAGGAGGAGAGACGGCUGCAGGCGUACGGGCUUGGAGGCGUGUGGUUUGAUUGUCGCGAUGUGGAGGGGUAUUUGAAGGAGAUGGGAGUGAGGAUGGACGGGGGGUUGUUUCCGGGGGUGAUGCAGGAAGAGAGUCCGAGGGAUAGAGGAGAGGGUGGGAAUGACAGUGAUGCGGAGGAGCAGUUGCAGACGUCGCUUUUGGACUCGGUCAUGGAGGGGAGGGCGAGCGAUGUGGACGAUGUAGAACCUUCACAGUCAAGCAAAAGCAGAGCGUGUCGACGCAUUCUGGAUAUGGACUCGUUCCUGUCAAAACUCCUUCAAGGACUCGUUAUUCUCGGUCGUGCGCCGGGUUUCCGUCGCAGCGACGUUGUUUCGGCGUUUCAUUCGGCAUUAGUACCUCAGACUAUUUGAUAUAGAACCGCAGCAUCGUGUACCUGCAGCAUAUUUCCAACUUAUCGGCAAAAUAAACACCAG
This is a messenger RNA of Aspergillus steynii IBT 23096, 1508 nucleotides long. Its product is annotated as bZIP transcription factor. Gene Ontology annotation, biological process: regulation of DNA-templated transcription. The record is from RefSeq and is a predicted model, not a curated record. The transcript has 4 exons. NCBI's taxonomy places the organism in Eukaryota, Fungi, Ascomycota, Eurotiomycetes, Eurotiales, Aspergillaceae. Gene Ontology annotation, molecular function: DNA-binding transcription factor activity. Bases 78 to 1445 code for a protein of 455 amino acids.